AUGGUCAACACUUCGGGACGUUUUGCUGGUCAGAAGGCCCUCCUCCUGACCCCCCAGCUGAAGGAGAAUGACACCCACUGCGUAAUCUUCGAGUACUUCCUGUCUGGCCGCGAGGGGGCGGGACCGGGGCAGCUCAACGUGUACAUCAGAGAGAACAACAGUCCACUGGGCAUGCCCGUCUGGAACGUGUCUGGGCCAGCUACUAGAGCCUGGGUACAGGUAGAACUGGCCAUCUCUACCUACUGGCCUAACUUCUAUCAGGUGAGAAGAUUUCACCUGAACACCCCUCACUUCCUGACCAUAAAGGGUGUAGAGGUGAACGCUGGACAGACGGCCGCCUUCCACUGUACUGUCAACGGACGACAGAGAGACAACUUCAACCUCUGGUUACAGGGUAUUGGUGGACGCGAGGCCCCUAUGAAGUCCACUAAGCCGUGGAACAACAGACGCUUCAUCGGGACCUUCGACGUGGAAAACACCACUAAGGGAGACUCAGGACGCUACCGAUGCAUAGUCCACUCUGACAACGGGGUUGGAGUUUCCAACUAUGGAGAACUCACCAUAAAACAGCCUCCUGUGCCCAUCGCUCCCCCGCAGCUGACAGCGGUCGGCGCCACCUACAUGUGGAUCCAACUCAACGCUAACUCCAUCAACGGAGACGGGCCAAUCAUCGACCGAGAGGUGGAGUACCGUACCGUGUCAGGGACCAUGUAUGACCUGCAGCCUGUGGACAAGACCACCCAUAAGAUAGGUCACCUGACACCAGACACAGACUAUGAGAUCAGUGUGCUGUUGACCAGGCCCCUGGAUGGAGGGACUGGGGCCCCCGGGCCUCCUCUCAGGGCCAGGACCAAGUGUGCCGAGCCAAUCCACGCUCCCAGACGUCUGGAGGUAGUUGACGUCCAAUCAAAACAAGUCACCAUUCGCUGGGAGCCGUUUGGCUACAACGUGACGCGUUGUCAUAGCUACAACCUAACGGUGCAGUACCGCUCCCGCGUGGCGGGGAAGGACGAGACCCGGGAGGAGGUGUGUUACGACACCCUGGGUCGCGACCCCCAGCACACCAUCCACAACCUGACUCCCUACACCAACCUGUCAGUCAAACUGGUCCUCAAGAACCCAGAGGGGGUCAAAGAGAGCCGAGAGAUGGCGCUGCAGACGGAUGAAGAUGUACCCGGAGCGGUACCUCUGGACUCCAUCCAGGCCAGUGCUUAUGAAGAGAAGAUGAUCCUGAAAUGGAGAGAACCGGCCCAGACCUACGGAAUCAUCACUCAGUACGAGGUAAUUCAGCCAAUCCACGCUCCCAGACGUCUGGAGGUAGUUGACGUCCAAUCAAAACAAGUCACCAUUCGCUGGGAGCCGUUUGGCUACAACGUGACGCGUUGUCAUAGCUACAACCUAACGGUGCAGUACCGCUCCCGCGUGGCGGGGAAGGACGAGACCCGGGAGGAGGUGUGUUACGACACCCUGGGUCGCGACCCCCAGCACACCAUCCACAACCUGACUCCCUACACCAACCUGUCAGUCAAACUGGUCCUCAAGAACCCAGAGGGGGUCAAAGAGAGCCGAGAGAUGGCGCUGCAGACGGAUGAAGAUGUACCCGGAGCGGUACCUCUGGACUCCAUCCAGGCCAGUGCUUAUGAAGAGAAGAUGAUCCUGAAAUGGAGAGAACCGGCCCAGACCUACGGAAUCAUCACUCAGUACGAGAUCUCCUUCAAGGCAGUGAGCUCCUUUGAUCCUGAGCUGGAUCUAUCCAACCAGAGUGGGAAAGUCCUGAACCACGUCAACGAAAGCAGCCACAUCUUCCUGGGUCUCUACCCAGGAUCUACCUACUCCUUCACUCUCAGAGCCUCCACCGCCAAGGGCUAUGGCCCCCCAGUCAUCACACAGUUCACCACCAAGAUAUCAGCUCCCUCCAUGCCAGCCUAUGACCAGGAGACAUCUCUGAACCAGACAGACAGCACAGUGACUGUCCUGCUGAAACCUGCACAGAGCCGAGGGGCACCUGUCAGGUAG
Molecule: messenger RNA, 2016 nt
Organism: Oncorhynchus gorbuscha (pink salmon)
Lineage: Eukaryota; Metazoa; Chordata; Actinopteri; Salmoniformes; Salmonidae
Product: receptor-type tyrosine-protein phosphatase mu-like
Exons: 11
Coding region: 1-2016 (671 amino acids)
Cellular component (GO): membrane
Molecular function (GO): protein binding
Source: RefSeq, a predicted model, not a curated record